UGAAGUUUCUUCAUUUCGUACUAAAACAUGUAUAAAAUUUCUGUUUACUCUAAACCCAAGACCGGGAUCGGGCUGCCAUAAAUGGAUUAGCACAGUGUUUGGGCCUACUCAAUUAGCAGCUUUUCUUCAAACGAACUAGCUAAUCACCAAUCAGGUCCUAAGCACGCAUUGAAGAACAAAAAGCUGUCGAGAGACGUGAAAUUUUCAUUUUUAGUAUAAUAAAAAUCAAAUAAAAAAUAUCCCUACUUUCAUUUGGAACCUAGCCCAACUUGUAGUUUGUUUAGCAAAGCAUCUGUGUCCAAGAUUCUGCAUUCAGGAAAAGCAUGGGUCGCAGAGGCGGAGGUGAUCGCACUGUAUAUGAUGCUGCUGCUAGGAAAGGAUUUUUGUCUUUGAAUAGUUGAUGGUCUGGUGGGUGGAUAGGGGAUGACGCUCAUCAAGUUCAACACUUUAAAGGGAUUGUACAGAAGUUUGAAUCGUGUGCGAUCCACCAUAGGAAGGAUGAAGGGAAAGAUGCUCCUUCAUGCCAAACUUAUCAGAGAGAGCUUGAAAAGUCUUGUGGAAUGGCAUUUGAUUGAUAAUGGAGGGAUUCACACAUCUUCUGCUUCAGCUUGUCCUUGUCAUUCAAGCAGAGAAUUGAUUCCUUGUAAUAUAUGGUGUUUUUGCUCACAAAGGGAAAUCUCUGAGCUGAGUAUAAGUCUUAUUGGAGUGAUUGGUGGUCAACUGAGUUGAAGGGACAUUUCUGUGAUGCAUGGUUAUUCAUGUUUAAAGCGGUAAGUUUUUCUCAGUUAAUUCAACUAAGUAUGUUCUAUUAAAGUUGGUAUAGCAGAGAAUUUAGGACAACUGAAAAACCCAGUUUAAUUCAUUGAUUUGAAGGCGAAUUUCUUGUUUGGCAGAAAGGUUGAUCGAAGGGGUAAAUGUGAGUGGUAUGAAGAAUAGGCAGGGUUAAAAAUCUUAUAGUUAUGAUGACUUUUAUAUUUAUAAAUUUUUUAUGUGCAGAAGGUUCCAUAUAUAUGAAUAUUCUUCUUGAAAUUUUGCAUGUCUUAUAAAUAUGUAUCUGUUUUAUUAACUUAUUUGUUUAAUUCUGUUUCUUAAACUGAGUGAAAAGUAUUACUUUCUUUAAAUUUUACUAACAAAAUGGAGAGGGAAGGAAUUUUUUCCCAAGGAAGAAGAAGAAGAAGAACAAAAGAAGAGGAAGAAAUCCUAGAUCAAUGGCAUGAAUUCAUUUGUGUCAAGUUAUUUUCUUUUUUAAAAUGAUUUUUAGACCUAAAAUGAUGGUGUUUAGAAUAUCAAGGAUUUUAGGCCUUGUUUAGUUGGUAACAUUUACAAAUGUGUAAAACUAUUUAAGCUAAGGUACUAGCUAAUAGGUUCAAGAAGGCCUUGGUUAAUCUCAUGAAGAGGAAGCAGAUAAUUUUUACUUGCGGUUGCAUGUUUAGGAACGGUGGUGAGUCAGUAGACUAUGGUAAUUAUUUUAUGACUUUGUGUGGUAAUGGCUAAAGGUUAGCUAAAAUAGAUUUUUAAAGGCUGUGCAAUGUUUUCUCCUCUCUCUCUCUCUCGCUCUCAUAUCAGUACUCUUUACAUGUGUUGACAUUGGUAGGCAUAGUUUUUGUAGUAAAUGAUAUUUGUUCGGCAUUAAUUUAUGGUUUGUUGCUCUAGUUGUAUCUAGGGUUGAGCAGAUGCCAUAGUGUUUUUUCCAUGUAAACAAACAUUGCGUGCUUGUGAUCAAAAUUGCAGUCAGUAACUAAGAGAGUGAAAGAGGAUCAUGAAUGCAAAUCAUAUCAAGAAGACCUUAGAGAGAUCUGUGGCAGCGUAGUUGGUUGACAACUUGAUGCUGUGAAGAUGGCAAUCAGUUUUAAGAGUUUUGAUAUGUAAAGGCAAGCUAAAUGUUUAUGAUGUUUAAAUGGUUACUAAUCUGAAAGGAUUUUUGUAAGUUGUAGUAAGAAACAGAACAAAUGGAUCAUAUGCAAAUGGUUUUUUUUAA
Theobroma umbraticum is the source of this 1978-nucleotide messenger RNA. The record is from RefSeq and is a predicted model, not a curated record. NCBI's taxonomy places the organism in Eukaryota, Viridiplantae, Streptophyta, Magnoliopsida, Malvales, Malvaceae.